Messenger RNA from Limanda limanda (common dab), 2059 nucleotides. It is a transcript of the gene slc35f1, whose product is annotated as solute carrier family 35 member F1. Gene Ontology annotation, cellular component: membrane. Gene Ontology annotation, molecular function: transmembrane transporter activity. Lineage: Eukaryota; Metazoa; Chordata; Actinopteri; Pleuronectiformes; Pleuronectidae. Gene Ontology annotation, biological process: transmembrane transport. Bases 176 to 1333 code for a protein of 385 amino acids. The transcript is spliced from 8 exons. The record is from RefSeq and is a predicted model, not a curated record.
AGAGCGGCAGUAGCAGCAGCAGCAGCCCUGCUCCAUCUGCGCACCGCUGCCUGCAGCACGGACACCGGCUCGGUCCGCAUCCGCCUCUCCACCGCUGAGGUGAGGCUGCACCCUGUCACCUCCUCCUCCUCCUCCGGUCCUUCUGGGAGCACAAUGCGCUGAUCUCUGUGGCAGGAUGAUUUCUGUUGUUUCCACGGUGGAGAGCGUUCCCAGAGGUACAGGCACCCCGGCGCCCAGUCUCUACCAGCGGAUCAGGAAUGUCUUAACCAGAGACCUCCUGGUGACCCUGGCUAUGGGCCAGGUCUUGUCCUUGUUAAUCUGUGCUAUUAGUCUGACCAGCAAGUACCUGGCUGAUGACUUCCACGCUAACACACCAGUGUUCCAGAGCUUUCUCAACUACAUCCUGCUGUUUUUGGUCUACACCACAACACUGGCAGUCCGGCAAGGUGAAGGCAACUUGCUGGCCAUUCUGAAGCAACGCUGGUGGAAAUACAUGAUUCUGGGUUUGGUAGACAUCGAGGCCAACUAUCUGGUCCUGAAGGCUUACCAGUACACUACACUCUCCAGUGUACAGUUGUUAGACGGUUUUGUCAUCCCGGUGGUCCUGCUGCUGUCCUGUUUUUUUCUCUUGGUGAGGUACAAGGCAGCCCACUUUGUUGGGGCAGGGCUGUGCCUCUUGGGUAUCGGCUGCAUGGUCGGAGCUGAUAUCCUACUUGGUCGGCAGCAAGGCCUCGGCGAACAGAAGCUAUUUGGGGAUCUUUUGGUUCUGGGAGGAGCAACACUGUAUGGGAUCUCCAACAUCUGUGAGGAAUUCAUUGUGAAGAACCUGAGCCGUGUGGAGUUCCUCGGGAUGAUGGGACUCUUCGGAUCCUUCUUUAGCGGCAUCCAACUGGCGAUCAUGGAACACAAGGAGUUGCUGAAGGUAUCCUGGGACUGGCAGAUAGGUCUUCUCUACGUUGGUUUCAGUGGCUUCAUGUUUGGCCUGUACAGCUUCAUGCCAGUGGUGAUAAAGAGGACGAGUGCCACCUCAGUCAAUCUCUCUCUGCUCACAUCUGACCUAUACAGCCUCUUUUGUGGUAUCUUCCUCUUUCACUACAAGUUCUCUGGCCUCUACCUGUUGUCAUUUUUCGUCAUUAUCUUGGGCUUGGUCUUUUACGCCUCCUCAUCUACCUAUGUGGUCCAGGAUCCACGAGUCUACAAGCAGUUCAGGAACACAGGCAGCCAGUUGGCCAACGACCCACCCCAACUUAGGCCUGGAGUACCAGAACCUUCUGUCACCUACACCAGCCUGGGCCCCGAGCAGGGUGAUGAGCUUCCUGUACGUGUAGCCUAAGUUGAUCUGAGAGAUCUGGGAGCGUUUACUCUGUCAGUAUGGAGCAUCAGUGUGUCAGCUGCAGCGUCUAGGUUACAUAGAGAGAAGAAGUGCUGGCUGUACCCAGAAUGCUGAGUAGGGUAGCUGCACAAUCACCCAGGUAGGUCCAGGUUUUCAUUUUAUGGCCUGUACUGAAUGAUGGAGUCUUCACCUGCUCAGUUAUAUAUGAAUAUGUUGAUUUCACUGCAAUCAAAGAAUGAGUAGACGGUAUUGACUGUAAAUUAUCAUUCAUGUAAAUAGAUGGUAUUGUCAUUUGAAUGGUUCUUCUCCUUUCUUUUUAUAUCUGUCAAGAAUGUUUUUGAGUAUUCCCUUUGUAUUUGCUGAAACUGUGUUCAUCAUAUUGAAGUCUACAGUGUUUCUGAAUCCACCUGCUCCAAUUCAAUGGCAGAUUUGGUAUUUUCAGUUUGUUUAACACACUGGAGUAACUUGUGUUCAUAGUAUUGGCAGACAGCUCCUCGUGGUUCAUCGAACAACUUUGUCACAAAGGUACUACAUUUUGCUGUGUAUUUUGAACAUGGAUAUAAUGUAGGCUGGUAUAAAUAUAUUUGUCAUAUAUUUAAGUUUGAAUACUUAUAACACCAAAAAAAGCUUUCAAUAUUUCCAUCCAGAUGGUCAUAGAGAAGUAGAAUUUACAGAAAAUAAUUCAAACAACUGAUGAAAAAUUUAAGAAUAAAGUUCAUGACAUCA